AUGGCCACUCAUGCGGCUUUAGCUUCCACAAGGAUUCCCACAAACACCAGGUUCCCAUCCAAAGCCUCUCACUCUUUCCCAGCUCAAUGCACCUCAAAGAGACUUGAGGUGACAGAAUUCUCUGGGCUAAGAUCCACUUCAUGUGUCACCUAUGCUAACAAUGCUAGGGAAGCUUCCUUUUUUGAUACCGUGGCUGCCCAACUCACUCCCAAGACCAAUGGAUCAACUCCUGUGAGGGGAGAAACCGUGGCCAAGUUGAAGGUGGCAAUCAAUGGUUUUGGACGUAUUGGUAGAAACUUCCUUCGUUGCUGGCACGGCCGAAAGGACUCACCCCUUGAUGUUGUUGUUGUCAACGACAGCGGUGGUGUAAAGAAUGCUUCACACCUGCUGAAAUAUGAUUCUAUGCUGGGAACCUUUAAAGCAGAUGUGAAAAUACUAGACAAUGAAACCAUCACUGUUGAUGGUAAGCCCAUCAAGGUUGUCUCAAGCAGGGAUCCUCUUAAGCUUCCUUGGACUGAGCUUGGAAUUGACAUUGUUAUUGAGGGAACUGGAGUGUUUGUAGAUGGCCCUGGGGCUGGCAAACACAUCCAAGCAGGUGCCAAGAAAGUUAUUAUCACUGCACCUGCAAAGGGUGCUGACAUUCCAACCUAUGUUGUUGGAGUAAAUGAAGGGGACUACACUCAUGAGAUCUCUAACAUUAUAAGCAAUGCUUCUUGCACCACAAACUGUCUUGCUCCCUUUGUGAAGAUCCUGGAUGAAGAGUUUGGAAUUGUGAAGGGAACCAUGACAACCACUCAUUCCUACACAGGAGACCAGAGGCUUUUGGAUGCUUCACACCGUGACUUGAGACGAGCCAGGGCUGCAGCACUGAACAUUGUCCCAACCAGCACUGGAGCUGCGAAGGCUGUGUCUCUAGUGCUGCCAAAGCUGAAGGGGAAGCUGAAUGGCAUUGCACUCCGUGUGCCUACACCCAAUGUUUCAGUUGUUGACCUUGUGGUGAAUGUUGAGAAGAAGGGUCUCACUGCUGAAGAUGUGAAUGGAGCAUUCAGAAAGGCUGCAGAGGGGCCACUGAAAGGUGUAUUGGAUGUGUGUGAUGUUCCACUUGUAUCCAUCGACUUCCGCUGCUCUGAUGUUUCUUCUACUAUUGACUCCUCCUUGACUAUGGUCAUGGGAGAUGAUAUGGUUAAGGUGGUUGCUUGGUAUGACAAUGAAUGGGGUUACAGCCAAAGAGUGGUGGAUUUGGCACAUCUAGUAGCAAGCAAGUGGCCAGGAACACCUAAAGUAGGGAGUGGAGACCCAUUGGAGGAAUUCUGCGAGACAAACCCUGCUGAUGAGGAAUGCAAAGUUUAUGAAUAG
Molecule: messenger RNA, 1356 nt
Organism: Sphenostylis stenocarpa
Lineage: Eukaryota; Viridiplantae; Streptophyta; Magnoliopsida; Fabales; Fabaceae
Source: the annotation of a GenBank genome assembly